Molecule: messenger RNA, 247 nt
Organism: Trichobilharzia regenti
Lineage: Eukaryota; Metazoa; Platyhelminthes; Trematoda; Strigeidida; Schistosomatidae
Source: the annotation of a GenBank genome assembly
AUGUAUUUAGACAGUACUAGGUGGUUACAAGACUACAAUCACACUGUCAUCCAAUCACAACGGACACAAUCGGGGACUUGGACAUGCAAAUGCUCGUACAAGGCAUACUGUAUCAAAUCAAAAACCUUCAACAGACGCAUCCGAGGAUAUGUAGGAGUGCGUUUCUUCACGUAUUCAAUUAUCUACAUGAAGUUGGUGCACAGGAGGAUGAUCAGGCAUCUACAUCGUCAUGCUCGGACCGAUAUAC